Molecule: messenger RNA, 1012 nt
Organism: Notodromas monacha
Lineage: Eukaryota; Metazoa; Arthropoda; Ostracoda; Podocopida; Cyprididae
Source: the annotation of a GenBank genome assembly
AUGGAGCAGAACGUUGAGCUAGAGCAAAGUGACGUGAACCAAACGUGUUUUGAAUCGCAACGUUGUGGAAAUACCCUGAAGAAGAUUGGUCGUGGCGAUGGUUUGAUGUAUUUCUCCCACGAGAACAACUGUUGGAAGCCGCCGUACUGCAACUUCGCACGUGGCUUUCAUAUCUUCCCCGGAAAUGCCUUGCACUUCAUGAUGCCAACGUGUCCGCAAAAAGAAUCAAUGUCCAUCUUCCCCGUUAUGUCGAAUGGGAUGACAUGUGAAGAUCCACUCGGUCAAUUUAUGGAUCCCGAAGUCAAGUUGGACGUUCUUGUCCGCAGCAAACUGAAUCCGAACGCUCCGGAAUUUCGUUCCCAGAGAAGCACUAGUUCCCCUAGUGUUUUAGACAUCAUGACUGAGAAGUUUGGCAUCGUUCAUCGUACCGAGAUUGUCGAUCCGGUGGUUUGUUCCGACAUGUCCGCGCCAACAUCUUGGCGGGACUGUCGGAAUCCACUGAUCCUUUCCAUUCUUGGUGAUGAUUCUUCUGACAUUGGAGGAGAUGACGAAGAAUGGGAUUGUGUGGAUGGUUACGAUCCCCAGCACGGCAACUCAACGAGUCAGAAGACUUUGGAACUUGCACGGAAGCGCGUCCAUUUUAAGGAAGAAGUUCAAAUCCAUGAACUCGACGAUGCUGAUGAACCAUCUCGUGCUGGACCCUGGCACUCCAUUUAUCUAGACUCGGUGCGUUUCCGGGACCGAGUAGUUCGUGUGGAGUCUCUCCUCUCUUCAGUUCUGCAACCUGAUCAUCGUUCUAGAAUUUACGAAUCCCGAUUCUCUGUGCCUUCAACUUCGGUUCCCCGUUAAACUGCUUUAAGUUGAGGUUUUAUGGUCGCUGAAUAACCUUUGAAGAUGGUUUAUUUUUUGCGUGGUGGUCUACUUCGGUAAGCGGGGUUCGUCAUAUGAUUAAAAUGCUUUUUGUGUGAUUUCGGAUGAGUUUGGCGUACAUAAUUACUGGUUUCGUCAGAAA